Acanthamoeba castellanii str. Neff is the source of this 633-nucleotide messenger RNA. RefSeq lists its product as uncharacterized. The record is from RefSeq and is a predicted model, not a curated record. Gene Ontology annotation, biological process: tRNA modification. Bases 1 to 633 code for a protein of 210 amino acids. The transcript is spliced from 3 exons. Lineage: Eukaryota; Discosea; Longamoebia; Acanthamoebidae.
AUGUCUGCCCCCGGGCCUCUCCACCCGCUUGGCACCAUGCUGCAGGAGGUGCUCAAUGAAACCGGCCGCACGCUGGAGAAGGAGGGCUGCUCCAAGGGCCUCGGCGAGUGGGUAGUGCGCAUCGUCAAGGGCAUCCCGGAGGGUCCGCACGUCGCCGCGCAGUUCGUUGAGAAGUUGGUGGCCACCUUACCGGGCUUCGCCGACAAGGCCACCUACAAGGACAAGGAGGUGCUCAUCCUCAAGAAGGCCCAACUGCUGGCUGCCGACCUCUACCGUCACAUGCGGGAGCCGCGGUUCGACUUCGCGGACAUCCACGACGUUACCGUGUUUGCUGACAACGUUCUCCCAGCAGUGCUGAGGAAGCUGGGCGUGCUGGAGCUGAGCGAGUCACUGAGCACAAAGAUGGACGCCAAUGAGGACCUGCCUAGGGGCGACAGCGAGGUAGAGCUCAGGUGCGUGGCGAUCGCCGCGUGCGAUGAGAUCGUCGAGACCUGGAAGCGCGAGCGGCAGGCCGCUUCGGAGGGUGUGGAGCUCAACUCGAUGAAGCUCGACUUCUACCUGUGGGCCAAGGGCAAGGAGGAGGGCUUCCGGUCCAUCGCCCGGCACGCCACCAAGGACACCUUCUACUACUAA